This is a messenger RNA of Polyodon spathula (Mississippi paddlefish), 1206 nucleotides long. RefSeq names its product BUB3-interacting and GLEBS motif-containing protein ZNF207-like. The record is from RefSeq and is a predicted model, not a curated record. Bases 24 to 839 code for a protein of 271 amino acids. Gene Ontology annotation, cellular component: nucleus. NCBI's taxonomy places the organism in Eukaryota, Metazoa, Chordata, Actinopteri, Acipenseriformes, Polyodontidae. The transcript has 6 exons.
UGUUUUUUCCUCCUCCACCAGGUAUGCCUCCACCUGUAGGGCCUCGUCCAGGAAUGCCUCUUAUGGGACAAGGUCCUCCAGUUACUGCGCAAGGCUUGCUAAGCAGGCCUGCGCAACCUGUGGCAACAGCACCUAAUCCACAGCCCUCCGUCACAAAACCACUGUUUCCCAGUGCAGGACAGAUGGGGACUCAUGUUCCAAGCACAAGUUCAGCUUCAUCCAGUGCAGACACAGUGUCAGCAUCUUCUAAACCUCUGUUUCCUAGCACAGCACAAGCUCAGCAGGCAGUGUCAGGACCAGUUGGUACUGAUUUCAAACCUCUUAAUACGCCUGCAACAUCUGCAGAGCCCCCUAAACCAACAUUCCCAGCAUACACCCAGUCCACAGCUUUGACCACUAAUGCAACAAACAGCACUGUAUCUAAGCCACCAGCUACUGUCACAAGUAAGCCUGCUACCCUCACUACAACGAGUGCAACUAGUAAGUUGAUCCACCCUGAUGAGGAUAUUUCAUUGGAGGAAAGAAGAGCACAGCUGCCUAAAUAUCAACGAAAUUUACCUAGACAAGGGCAGCCACCUAUGGGGGCUCCGCCUGUUGGGCCAAUGGGGGCCAUGAUGCACCCCCAGCAAGGCAUGCCCCCACAGCAGCCUGGAAUGAGACAUCCAAUGCCCCCACAUGGGCAGUAUGGUGGUCCACCCCAGGGAAUGCCAGGCUACAUGCCUGGAGGGAUGCCUCCAUAUGGACAAGGGCAUCCUAUGGUCCCCCCCUUCCAAGGCGGGCCACCCCGACCACCAGUGGGAAUGAGACCUCCUGUAAUGUCGCAAGGAGGUCGAUAUUGAAGCUGAUCCUCCGUCUCUUAAUAGGUUUUUAGAAGUGAAGUUUAGUAAAUAUGGUUCGUAAUAUUUUGAAGGCGCUGGAGUUACAUGAACAUACCACUUUUUAAAGGCAAGUUCUGUGAAUUACAUUGUUAUACAGAAUGUGAGGCCUUCACAGCACUUUAUGUGCUGUUGGACUUCAUGUCCCCAACAUCGUUUGGUGAGGGCUUCAGGUACCAUUUCAGAGUAUCUGUAUGUUACGUCUCAGUGUGACACAAUGUUACAUGUAUUUAGAUUUGUUCUGUUUCAGGGUUUUCUUUGGCCACAGAAUAGAUCUUGAUUUAUUUCUGUACUGCUGUAAAAUUCAUUGUAAUAAAACGUGAUGAAAACU